CUUCAAAAUUGCCAUUUCGGUGGUAACAUGGGUCGUGAUUUUUAAGAGUUGUGAAUCUGUACAUUGAAGAGAACGGUAGAUUUUUUACCAGGCUUAGAAUGACAGGAAGGCAUUUCAGGACUCUGGCUUAUACCAAAAGCCCAAAGCUGUCGAAAAGAACAAAUUUCCAGGAUGAACUUGAAGCUGCUGUCUCUGCCAGGGCAAAGAAAGCACUGGCCGAUCAACGCUCCCUCUCAGAUGACUUCAGUGAGGAAGAAAAUGAUUUUUUGAAAGAACUUCUCAAAUCAAGAAAAAAGAGGACUGACACAUUUAAGAGUUUGGGGAGUAAAGCAAGAAAUAAUGACUUUCAGCUUUCUGAUGAUGAGGGGGAAAAUGUUCGACCAAAGAGAGUUUCUUUCCUGAAAACCCAAAGAAUCAGUUCCCUUUCACUAGAUAAGACUGCCUCAAAUUCAUAUGAAAAUGGACCACCCAGCACUUCCCUUGAGAGUAGCCAUAAUCAGAGUGACUCAUUUCCUUCACAACACUCCUCAAAUCUCAGUGAAGAGCAAACCAAAUUUCAGGUUUCUGAAACAAGGAAUGUGGAUCCCACAAGAAAAAGUCCAAGUGAUUCUCUGUCAAACCGCACAUUGGAAGAUAGUCAACCUGGCACACCAUGUCCCUCAACACCUGGCAAUGGUAUGAUGGAAGCCCUGGGUCCCUUGUCCUCUGAAAUGAGUGAAGAGAGCCAUCACUCGGUUCAUGGAGAAGAACAGAAAUCCCAUACUCCACAACCAUUGGGAUCUGGCCUGAGUCACAUGUCCUCAACAGAUAGUGUUAUUGAGAGGGAGCCACCCAGACCCAAACCAAGAAAAAGGACGCUUGGAUUGAAUUUUCACACUAUGGAGGAGUGGGCUGAAGAUGCUGACUCUCCAAUGACAAGGGCACCCACAUCCUCUGUGUCUAUUCCCCUUUCAACUGAUACAGCCAGCAACAUAACCACAAUCUCCUCUCCAGACAGGAUCUCUGCCAGAGACUAUAAUUCACAUGGACUGGAAGGAGAUGACAAAUUGCCAUGUAAUCUCAGCAAAUCAUCUUCCUUUGCCACUAGUGAGCAGUCACACUUGUUAAACAAAUCCACAGUUGGUUCCGGAACAAGAGAUACAGAUAACCUUACCUCAGAUGACACUAAAGACUAUGAUGGAAAGUAUUCAUCAUCAUUUGAGGAACAUCAUGAGUCAGAGGAUCACUCUGACCAUUCCAUCAGUAGAAUUGCUCAUAGUCAUGAAAAAUCAGUUGAUACCAGGCCAUCAAGCUCCAUCGGUAAAAGCUCCCAGACAUCCCAGAAUGUGUGCUUCUCCCGAGUACAGUCAAAAUAUAUGGGAACACUGAAGGUUCUGGACCGUAAAGUGCCCAUAGAAGAGUUCCAGCCAGAAACAGCAGAUUCACUCAGAGCUGCUGUUUACCAGGAAUGGCUGAAAAAGAAAAAGGAGAAGUUAAGGGAGAACAUACGACUUAAGAGGGAAGAAGGAAAUUUAAAAGAUGAAAAACGUAAAAAAGAUGAACAAGCUAAAAAGGAAGAAGCCGUUGCAGCCUUCAGGGCUUGGAAAGAAAAGAAAGGAGAAACUCUCCGAAUAAAAGCCAAAGAAAAGCAAGACAAUGUUAGAAACGAGCAAAUAGCCAUUGAAGAAAAAGAAGAAAAAAUGCAAGCUGCUGCAAAGGUGUUUGAAAAGUGGAAACAAGAACAUGAUGACUUGCUAAAGAAGAAGUACAGAAAAAAAAGAGAAAGUGAAAAUAAAUUUGAGCAGAAGAAACAAGAGAAGGAGGAAGAUAGGAUGCAAGAUAGCAAAUCCGCUUUUUCAAACUGGAAUGAAACAAAGAAAAAUCUUCUGAAUGAAAAGGUCAAGAUCGAGCGCAAGAAACAUCAAAAAGAAGCAGCGGAAGAGCAAAAUAAGAAAGAAGAAAGGGAUAAAAUGGCUUUAGAGAUGUAUGAGAAUUGGCUGGCAAGGAAAGAGCGAGAACGGAUAAGACAGAGAGAAGAAAGGAGGAUACAGGCUAUCCUUGAGGACAGUCCACCUCCCCCUUGGAGCCCUCCAAAUAAAACAAUACCAUUCAGAAAAUAACUCUCACAUCUAACACACCAAACAAAUAUAUUAUAUUUUUGUAUUUAUGUUUCAUUGCAUACUUUUUUUAAACUUUAUAAUGAUGUUUGCAUUCUCAGUUUUAAUGUAAAUGUAUUAUGUGAGGUGUAGGACUAUAUUUCUUUUUUUUGUCAGCGAUGGAAAAUUAUUACCAAGAUUUGUGUCAGACAUUAUAUUUUAUAGGUUAUAUAUUUUGUCAAAUCCCAGUCUAAGGAAAUUAAUAUGCCACGUGGGCAGGAUUCAGUGAAAUACUAAAUUUCGCACUAAAAACAGAUAGUUGAUGGUAAUUAGUUUUUAACACUUUCUAAAAGUUGCAGAGUCUCGGUGUCAAGAACUUAGCUGUCUCUUCUAUCCUAGCCCUCAAUGUUGAAGGUAGCAGUUGGACCAGAGAACGUAAAAUAAAGUUAU
This is a messenger RNA of Lampris incognitus (smalleye Pacific opah), 2525 nucleotides long. It is a transcript of the gene map9, whose product is annotated as microtubule-associated protein 9. Lineage: Eukaryota; Metazoa; Chordata; Actinopteri; Lampriformes; Lampridae. Gene Ontology annotation, biological process: mitotic cytokinesis; regulation of mitotic cytokinesis; mitotic spindle assembly. The record is from RefSeq and is a predicted model, not a curated record. Gene Ontology annotation, cellular component: astral microtubule. Bases 99 to 2099 code for a protein of 666 amino acids. The transcript is spliced from 14 exons. Gene Ontology annotation, molecular function: microtubule binding.